Messenger RNA from Xiphophorus hellerii (green swordtail), 4113 nucleotides. RefSeq names its product cystatin-F-like. The transcript is spliced from 4 exons. The record is from RefSeq and is a predicted model, not a curated record. Gene Ontology annotation, cellular component: late endosome; lysosome; endoplasmic reticulum. Lineage: Eukaryota; Metazoa; Chordata; Actinopteri; Cyprinodontiformes; Poeciliidae. Gene Ontology annotation, biological process: positive regulation of myelination; negative regulation of microglial cell activation; immune response. Gene Ontology annotation, molecular function: cysteine-type endopeptidase inhibitor activity. Bases 3582 to 4022 code for a protein of 146 amino acids.
UCAGAGAACAGGUACGAUGCGCGUUCCCCCGAUAGGGCGCGCUUCUCGGCAUAACCCUGUUCUGACUGUCUGUGCUACCUCGUCAGAUUUUCCUACCGUAGCACAGAUAGAUGGCUAAGUCUAUCUGUUGGUGCUACCCGUCUAAAACUGCUACCGUCAUGGUUACAAUCAGAAACUACAGCAGGUUGUUGUAAAAUAUAUUUUAUAACAUUGUUAGAGUGACUGAAGUGGAAGCUUAGCAGUUAUGGUUAGCUUAGCAUCGGAACAAUUUCUAUCCAUGACGAAACCACAAGAAGAUGACUUGCUUCAUCUGAAUAUCUACCCGUUUAAAAUGAAAAGCUGUAGAUUGUACAGACCAUUGAGAACCAUUGUAACAUAUGAAUCCAUUUUGUAAUGUAAAUAUUUAAGUGAAGCUACAACAGCAGGAAUUAACUUUAGUUUUGUCUAGGACUUGCAGCGGCGGCCAUGACGGCGUUAUGGUUUGUUUUUAUCGUCAGAACAGAUUUAAAGACAAACUGUGUCACGGCUCUGAUCCUCCAAUAAAACCAGCACAACCAGGAUCCGGUUACAUAUAUAAGAUUAUUAUAAAUAUUUAUACUGCUACAAGCAAGGACGUUGCCAUGGUUACUGGCAGCCUAAUUUACAUUAAGAUGAAUUUAUGGAGGCGACAGGCGGAGCAGCAGCUGUUGUGAUUUUUAAAGGACCGGUGCUCAGGUUCAUGAGGCCCAAGAUCACCUGGUUACCAUGGCAACACACACCCAGCGUUACCCAGGGUUCUGUUAAUGGUCAGACAAAACCCAGAACCAUCAGAACCAAUGAAGGUCCGUGUUCAGGACGCACAGCAGAGGGCCGCUGGGCAUGCUCAGUGGCCGCCCUCCACUGGCUCAGAACCGGUGCAUCGCUUCCUGCCUCAUUCCUCCUGCACAGAAAUCAGUCGUCUGGGUCAGAACCUUUGGACCAAUGAGGCGUCAGAAUCUUUGGACCAAUGAGGCGUCAGAACCUUUGGACCAAUGAGGCGUCAGAACCUUUGGACCAAUGAGGCGUGGAGGACGGUUGGUUAUUUUUCCUCAGCCUGCAGGAAUCAUGGCCGACAAGAAGGUGAAACUCAAUUCAACUCUUCCUGACCUCGGCUCCAUUCAGCAGCUGCUGCUCUGCACUCAGCAAGUUCUGGUUCUGGUUCAUUUGGGCCCCCAGCAGGUUCUGCUGCCUUUCAGUUUUUACUGUUUCUAUAAUGUACAAAUUUCUACAAUCUGUAGAAUCCUGCUCUGGUUUGAGCUGUCAGUUUUCACAGGAAGUGACACGUUUCACAGUUUUCAUGGAGACCAAAUGUUUCCAUGACUGGCUUCCUCUAGAUCAGUGGUGCCCAAAGUGGAUGUUUUAGUCUCUCCUGGUUUAACGCACCUGGAUCCAGAAAAGGUUCUUGUUACCAGCAGGGAGAGAAUUAAACUUGCAGGAUGCCGGCCCUCCACUUUGGGCCCCACAGCUCUAGAGCCUGAGAGGUUUUGAGUACAAGCGUUACAAGUUUUGAGAAGAAAGACAUGAAGCCCUGCUUUCAAAAUGAAAAUGAAAGCAAAAGUACUACCAGUUUUGAGAACAAAAUACAUGAAAUCCUCCUUGAGCUCCAACUGUCUGCUCGCUUAUGAAACAUGGAACUGCCUUUUUGGCAGAGUCGCCUAGCAACCUCUCAGCCAAUAGAAUGAAAGCAUUGUACUGGGUGUGUUUGUUUCCUUCUAGCGGGUGUGCCUGUGUGGCUACUAUGGAUUGUAGCGACCUGCACCGCCCACUGGAAGUUGUGAAAAUGAGGAUAGCGACAAUUAACAGAUGUGAUCUGUGGGAGCUAAUUUCACUCGGUAGCUAAGCUAACCCACAGAAGGAAGUGAGGAGAAACCUUCCAGAAGAAGGUCGUCAAACUCAGGUGAACCUCCUUAUAUAAAUCCAGAUGAGAUGUUCUUGAUGAACUCUGACGCUCCACCAGAUCUCCAUCUGACAGGGAAAGUGAGUUUCCUAAAUCUGAUGGUAUUACCACCUUGUCCAGUAUUGAGGUCAGUCUGUCGAGGAAAACUGGCCUGGUUCCUGACGUCCCACCCAGAGGGUCACCCUAACGGCCCCUAAUGGCCGCUCUUCCUCUUUGUCACGACUUGCUCUUGUUUCUGAACCAGGCUGGUUUUAGUGACUCAUCCCAGUCCCAGGGGUGUUUUACAUUUAGCUUUGGGCUAAAAACAACCUAUAAAACCUUUUCCACCUCUUUCUCUCCAGAAUCAAACAUCAUAUAUUUUUCAUCCAUCAGAACUUUGAGGAGGCGUUUGGUUACUUUGUGUGAUUCAUUUUAAAGGUGUUGAUGCUAAACAAAAAUCUCCAGCAGGGGAAUAAAGGAAUGAGCUCUGAUUAUCUUGACAUCAUCAAACUGCAGACAUGAGCAGGAAGUGGAAAUAAUUCCAAUUCAAAAAUACUUUAUUAAUCCCAAAGGGAAAUUAAAUGCAGCUCAUUAAUUCUUCACUUAUUAUAGAUAAAAAGAGAAAAAAUCUCAAUGAAAGUACAGAGUCACGCCAGCGUGCUGUCACCCUCAGCGGCGCAAACAGGAAGUGGAAAAUAAAGCAACAGGAAGUAGACUGGUCAGUCCAAUUAGCUAAGCUAACCAGCUGGUUAAUCUGUGGGACACUUUGAUGUGUCCUGUAGGGGGCGCCCUCUAGCGUUGUUCUGUAGGUUCAUCAGUUUGGAGUUUCAGUCAUUCUUCCUGAAGCUGUCUGGUACCAAACGCCACUGAACCGGUUCCGGUCCGGUCCGGUCCGGUCCGGUCCGAGCGCAGUUUGAGCUGUGGUAGGUGAAGGUGAUGGGCAGCGCCAGAAGCACGAUGCUGCUCACCACGCAGACUCCACCCAGCACCCGGCCCGCCACCGUCGUCAUGGAGAUGAUGACCCACCAGCAGGCCGCGGGGAUGCUGGCGUAGUCUGGGUUCCCGGUCUCCAGAUCCGAACCGUGCUCCAGCAGCUGGGCCAGCGCGCUUUAGAUCGCCAUGGCGACACAAACAAAGACGAGCAGCAUCACCAUCUCGCGGUAACAGCGGCGCAGCGUCAGGCCCAGAGUCUGCAGGCCCAGGAAGUGACGGGCCAGCUUCAUCACCCAGAAGAUCCGCAGCACCAAACCUUCCGCUCAGCUGUGCUGCCUGAGUUUUGGACUUUGUAUGCCUGGAUUUUUCAUUAAAAUCAUAAUUUCCGCACACCAACCUGGGUUCUCAGCGUCUGCCUCACCACUUCACACCACAACUCAUGACAGAUCUGGGUUCGCCGUCCGUCUGAGCCAGUCACUGAUAGUGGACAGACACUGGAGCAGGACAGACAGCCUGUCCAACUGCUGAGGUCUAAACAAAAACACAGUUGGACGUCCUCGGCAUAAAUGUGACAGGAGACUGAUGGCAGCCAGGAAAGGAAACCCAGUGGACUCAGAACGCAGCCUGGAGGAACCCCGGCUAAAGGGGCGGGGUCUCAGGGAGAACGUUAGACACAGGAAGUGAUGUCAGGUGUGAGAGAAGCUGAGGCAGGAACAGGAAGUAGCUGAUCUGUGGUGACAGGAAGUGAACCGAGAUGGAGGCGAAGAUGUUACUGCUGCUGCUGCUCGCCACUCUGGGUCCAGCAGCCGGCAGCCAUCAUGGCCGCCCCAUGCCAGGCUCUCCGUAUGACAUCAGCAGGAACGCCGCCGCUGUCCAGCAGGCCGUCCUCGGCGCCGCCCACUCCUUCAACAGCCAAUCAAACGACGCCUUCCUGUUCAAGCCGUCGGCCGUCGUCAGAGCGCAGCGACAGGUGGUCAGAGGGAUCCGGUACAUCGUGGACUUCCAGAUCUCCAGGACGGUUUGUCCCAAACGGAACCGGACCUCAGACCUGGACCGGUGCCGCCUCCAGCCUCCGGGCCGGCUGGCCCAGACCUUCCGGUGUCACCUGGAGCUGUGGCUGAUCCCCUGGAAGCCUGGGCGGGAAACCCUGGAGCUGCUGUGCAGAUCGCCCCAACAGGAACUGGUUCUGAUCUGAAACCAGCUCUGUUCCGGAACCAGAACCGGUUCUGAUCAGGAUCUGAUUCUGUUUAAAUGAUGAGUGAAUAAAGAGUUGCAGCAGAUCCAGA